Pseudomassariella vexata is the source of this 940-nucleotide messenger RNA. RefSeq lists its product as uncharacterized. The transcript has 2 exons. The coding region runs from base 70 to 690 and encodes 206 amino acids. The record is from RefSeq and is a predicted model, not a curated record. NCBI's taxonomy places the organism in Eukaryota, Fungi, Ascomycota, Sordariomycetes, Amphisphaeriales, Pseudomassariaceae.
GGCCCAUCAUCGGGCAUUCAUAGGUCGAUCGUUUUCAAUUAUAUCACUGAGUAUCAAUAGUCUGAGAACAUGCUGUCCAAAUUCGUCUCGCUCCUGGCCCUCAUGGCUGCGACUGCUUCGGCCCAGAACCAGACUGGACCAUUCGCGGUGAAAAUCACGGGCAAGACAAACUCCUCCAUUGAUGGUUAUCUCACCACAUGCCACGCCGGCGCAGCCAUUGAGGCAUUGUGUUACGGAACAAGCGACACAAGCAGCAACUACAACCAGUUCUACUACAACUACUCAUCCUAUUCCCCAGAUACUGGAGAAGUCUACCAGCCCGGCUACCUGAUCUGGAAUCUGCCCUUAAACGACGGGAGCGGCACAAUCCAAAACGUGUCUUCGGCGGUGAACAUACAGCCCAACUGGGGCAGCAAUGUCGCCGCGGCCUUAUUCCAACCCAGCUACUAUGAUGCCACGUACUUCAGUUUUGAUUCGAAUGGCACAUUCUUCCUCAGCGGCGGCGUCGACGACGCCAGCUUCAACGAGACCCGCCCCAUGACGCCGACCUACUUGGGUGACCUGACCAACUUCCACUUGUGUUACCAGUAUACGGGGGGUUACUAUUAUCAGUCCAUCGCUUGGGUGUUCACCCUGCCUCCUCGCAAUCCCACGUGCCAGCCGGUUAACCUCACCAAGGUGGCCUUGUAAGCUGACACAUUGGAGCUAGAGACACGCCGGGAAUAUUAUGAAUCAUGAAUCGUCCAAAGUAAUGAGAGUUGGAGAGAAUGGGACAGAAGGUUCCCAGAAAUGCCAUGCACUGAGACAUACCUCCAAGUGGCGAUUGGAUUAUAAUGGCAGGAAUGUGUGCACUUGUGGCAGUCACUGUAUUCGAGCUGAACGAGGAAGAGAAGGAAUACCCAAAGCUAAUAGUAGUCGUUAAUAAACUGAUAUAAUCCUA